Oryzias latipes (Japanese medaka) is the source of this 2957-nucleotide messenger RNA. RefSeq lists its product as uncharacterized. Gene Ontology annotation, cellular component: nucleus. The record is from RefSeq and is a predicted model, not a curated record. Lineage: Eukaryota; Metazoa; Chordata; Actinopteri; Beloniformes; Adrianichthyidae. Gene Ontology annotation, biological process: regulation of gene expression.
CACCUCAGGUGCAAUCUGAAGACAAGCAGAGAUCAUCGCGACUGCAUUGUUGCUGUAUGUUCUCUGUUGUCAGCGGCUCGGUAUUCUUUAGAAAAUCCUGGUAACAUAUGAAGUGAAGCUGCAGGGGAAGGCCCAUCUCGCCCCGAAUUCAGUCUGGCAGGAUAAACGCCGAAUGUAAAACCCCAGAUGUUCCACAGCAGUCUGUCUGGAUGGAGGUUAAAUGGCAGUUCAGUAACCAGGAGAAGAACUCCAGUCUGGACCAAGAGGAACCAGAACCUUCACAGAUCAAAGAGGAACAGGAGGAACCAUGUGUUCAUCAGGAGGGAGAGCAGCUUGUUCAGAAUCAGGAGACGGAGAUGAAGGUGGAGUUUGAGUCUGAGUGUGAAAAAACAUCCAUAGUCUGUGAAGAUCCCACGUUUGAGAUCAAGGAGGAGGCCGACCAUGAGUGCAGCCUGCAGAACAUCAUCAGGGUUCCUGUGAUCAACUUACAUAGAAUAGAUGUUUCACAGCUGCCCAUCUUUAAGAGGGAUGAGAAGAGGAGCUGCAACCAGAAACAGGAGGGAAUCUGAGCCUCCACAGAUCAAGGAGGAGCAGAAGGAGCUCUGCAUCAGUGAGGAAGGAGAGCAGCUGGAACUGAAGCAGGAGAACGAUGCUUUUAUGAUCACUGACACCAAAGCAGAACUAAGUGAGACCAAAGUUCUGGAAGUGAACAGUUAUAUCAGAACCAGCAGUCACACUGAGAAUAUAGACCACUCUCCCACAUUAGAAAACCACAGUCUUACAGAUGAAAUCUUGAUCAAAUGUUGUGUUUGUGGGAAAACCUUCAGUCGUUCAUUUGGGAAUCUGUCCCAAAUGCAGCAUCAGGGUGUAAUCCAAUCUGGUGUGACACUAGGCCUUUGUGAAUCCUGCAGAACCAGAUUAAAUCAAAGUUAUUCUGGGACUGUCCAGGUUUUCAAAAAACACAGUAGCUUGGAAAAUCACGUCAAAAUACUCCCAUCUGAAAAAGCUUGUAGCAAGACUCACAGUUUGACCAAACAGAAAAAGAUUUGUGAAGCCAGGAGGCAACAUUCUUGUAAAAUAUGUGGAAAAAAUUUAAAACCAAAUUCUUCUUUAAAGCGGCACAUGAGGAUUCACACAGGUGAGAAGCCUUUCAUUUGUGGUACAUGUGGAAAAUGUUUCACAUGGGGGGCUAAUUUAUCUGAUCAUAUGAGAUCUCACAAAGGUGAGAAGCCAUUUACCUGUGACAUAUGUGGAAGAGGCUUCACACACAGGACUUAUUUAGCUGAUCACGUGAGAACGCACACAGGUGAGAAGCCUUAUACUUGUAAAAUCUGUGGAAAAAUUUUUACACUUGCUCAAACUUUAAAGAACCACAUGAGGAUUCACACAGGCGAGAAGACUUUCACUUGUGACACAUGUGGAAAAUGUUUCACCUGGAGGGCCAACUUAGUUGAUCAUAUGAGAUCUCACACAGGUGAGAAGACUUUUAGCUGUAAAACCUGUGGAAAAUAUUACAAACAUAGUAAAAAUCUAAAGCACCACAUGAGGAUUCACACAGGUGAGAACAUUUUCCCUUGUGACAAAUGUGGAAAAUGUUUCACAUGGAGGGCUAAUUUAUCUGAUCAUAUGAGAUCCCACACAGACGACAAGCCUUUUAUUUGUGAAACGUGUGGAAAACGUUACAAACACGCUCACACUCUAAACGUGCACAUGAGGCUUCACACAGGUGAGAAGCCUUUUAUCUGCAAAACCUGUGGAAAAUGUUACAAGCAUGUUCAAACUUUAAAGAACCAUGUGAGGAUUCACACGGGGAAGAAUUCUUUCCCUUGUGAUAUUUGUGGAAAAUCGUUCACACCGUUGUCUAAAUUAACUGAACAUGUGAGAUCUCACUCAGGUGAGAAGCCUUUCACCUGUAAAAGCUGUGGAAAAUGUUACAAACAUAAUAAAUCUUUAAAGGACCACAUGAGGAUUCACAAAGAGGAGGGGCCUUUUGCUUUGUAAUCUAUGUGGAAAAUGACCUAAAAUUGUUUGUUUUUUUAUAAUCCCUCCAAGUUUUCAUCAUCAGAACUCAGUGGAUUCAUAAAUAGUCUUUGUAAAAUUCUUGUAUUGGUUUGGUUUUUAUUUCGUGAAAUCUGUCAUGUCAUAUUUGCCUUUAAAAAAAGUAGUGAGCGUGGUGUCUGAAUAGCUUUUCAAAUUCAGGGCACUAGAUGGUGUCGCACUAUAUAGUUUUUCAGUAGUUAAGGGUUAGGGAGGGAACUCUGACAGCCAAAGUUGUACAUAUAUGAGAAAACAUGUACACGAAUAAGAAAAAAAUUGUACUUUUACAAGGAAAAAGCGGUGCUUUUUUCAAAACCUGCAGUCAAAUAUGAAGUUGGUUGUGUAAACCUCCAUCCCCAUUACAUGCCGACUAAAUCCAUCGAUGCACCCAGUAAUAGUGAUGCCAUAAGGCUUUAGUUUAUCUCAGGAAUCAAUGUACCAGAGUGAAGUUGGGCCUCACUUUACUGCCGCCGGAAAAUCAGUCCUAGUGGGACAAGAAUCUUCUUCAGUGACCUGCAAAUUUUUUUCAAUGUUCUGAUGUUGACUGACUAAAAGAUUUAGUAAUAGUAAUAAUGGAUUGGAUUUAUCUGCGCUUUUCCAGAAGCUCAAAGCGGUUGCAGUGUGUCCAUUAUUCAUUCAUUUCCUCAUUCAUAGUACUGUUGAUGGUAACUACUGUUGUUGCCACAGCUGCCCUGGGGCAGACUAACAGUAUUUCCUUGUUUGUGAAACCAAUGCUUCAUUCAGCAUUGGCUCUCUACAUGCACUCUAUGUCUCUCAUAAUGAAACACAAUAUUGAUUCUUGUUUUUGUAGCUGUUUUUCUUAGUAAACAGAUUUUGCAUCAUAAAUGUAUGUACGUUUAAAAUAAAGUUACCAUUGUUUUUACUGCUCGCUCUUGAAAAUAUAAAAGUUUUGAAAGCCA